AUGACUCUACUCCAAUUUUUACGACAAGCCCGCCAAUUACACCUCCGAUUCCUCUCGGGUGCCCAGUCUGAGCCUCCAAUCUAUGUAAUUGGCAAUCCCUCCGCCGAUCUUGACUCCAUCGUCUCGGCGAUCAUCUACUCCUACUGCGCGAACAACCGGCUUCCGAUCAAAAGCCCACGACCACAUAUCCCACUCUUAAACCUGCCCAAUUUCCCCGCCGGUACAGAGUUGUAUAGACUAAGACCGGAAUUCUCAGCUGCACUAUGGUCAUCAACCAAUUGCCCCUCUCUGAUGAGUGAAGACCAUUUCGAGAACAGCCUACAGUCUGCAGGGAAUUUCCUACGCGAACAUGUCAUGACCGUCGCGGACUUCGCGCAAUCUCUCGAAGACAAGCAUGUGUGGAAACAGACACUCGUCGAUGCAACGCUGGUAGACUGGAACGCAUUUCCGCUCCCCUCCAUCGAUAAGGGCUCCGGAUCCCUAACCGGGUUGCCGAGUGUCUCAUUCCGGACUGUCGGAUGUAUCGACCAUCACAUUGACGAGGACUCCAUGCCAAGCAUUGACGAAGUACCAGAAGGCCAGCCGAUGAUUAUUCAGCCAGGACCUGGGUCAUGUGCCUCGCUCAUUACGCGCGAAUUGCAAGAUCGGAAACUCUGGGACGCGACCCCGGAGAUGGUGCAGGUUGCAAAGCUUGCUCUUUCGGCGGUGCUGAUUGAUACGUCGAACCUCACUGCGGAAGGCAAAGUGACCGAUGUAGAUCGUAUGGCUGUUGAAUUCCUGACAUCUCAAAUCGAGGGGGAAACACAAACGGCAAUGGAUGCAAAGGGCGAUUGGAAUUUGGAGGCGUUCUACAAGAGCAUUCUUUAUGCCAAGAAGAGUAGUCUCGAUCUUCUUACUAUGGACGAAAUAUUGGACCGCGAUUAUAAAGACUGGACUGAGACUUCACAGUCUUCGGGGAAGACCGUGAAAAUGGGCUUUUGCUCUGCCGUCAAGCCCAUGCGAUGGAUUGUACAGAAGGCGGGUGGUCCAGAGAAGUUUAUCGAUGCCGUGCGCUCAUUCGCAGCUUCCGCUGAGAAGGACUUGGAUGUGCUUGUUAUUAUGACGGCGUUUACAGGUACUAACGACAAGUUUUGUCGCGAGCUGUUUGUCAGUGUGAUGCGUGACAAUGAAGCGGCUGACAAGGGUGUCAAGAGAUUUGUUGAGCAUUCCUCUCACCAUCUUGGGCUCAUAGAAUGGUCUCCGCUCGAUGAGGAGGAUAUCCCUGAGCUGACAGGAGAUUGUCUUUCUACAUUGAAUGAGGAAUCACCCCUCUGGAGGAGGCUGUGGGUGCAAACCCAUGCGGCCGGCAGUAGGAAACAGGUUGCGCCGUUGUUCCGGGCAGCAGUAGCAAAAUUAUAG
Molecule: messenger RNA, 1398 nt
Organism: Penicillium verrucosum
Lineage: Eukaryota; Fungi; Ascomycota; Eurotiomycetes; Eurotiales; Aspergillaceae
Product: putative exopolyphosphatase
Exons: 1
Coding region: 1-1398 (465 amino acids)
Cellular component (GO): cytoplasm
Molecular function (GO): exopolyphosphatase activity
Source: RefSeq, a predicted model, not a curated record